Dalotia coriaria is the source of this 1368-nucleotide messenger RNA. Its product is annotated as carboxypeptidase B-like. Gene Ontology annotation, molecular function: zinc ion binding; metallocarboxypeptidase activity. The record is from RefSeq and is a predicted model, not a curated record. Lineage: Eukaryota; Metazoa; Arthropoda; Insecta; Coleoptera; Staphylinidae. Bases 85 to 1338 code for a protein of 417 amino acids. Gene Ontology annotation, biological process: proteolysis. The transcript is spliced from 3 exons.
AUUUAUGAAUUCCAUAUAGAUAAGGGAAUAGUUAUAUUUGAAUGUUUAUAACCAUGCAAAGCUGUUGGUGAUUCAUUUACCAACAUGAAGGCAAUUAUCUUGAUUGCAUGUUUUGCUGCGUUGGUAACCACUAAAUACACCAAUUAUAAAGUCUAUCGAGUGAUUCCAUACAACGUAUUUCAACGGAGUCAUGUUUUUGGGUUAGAAGGAAUCAAUGGCAUUGAGUUCUGGCCACAGAAGAAUAAUUACGAAAUUGACAUCGAAGUAUCUCCUCAAUUAAAUGACGAAUUCAUAUCUUAUUUAACUGAACGACAGGUUCCUUAUAGUAUUCUCAUAGAUGACCUUCAAACGUUCCUUGACCUUGAAAACCCCAACAAACCUUCUAAUUGCACCAAAAAACAUAAAUUUAACUUUUAUCGGUACAAUUCCUACAAGGAUAUUGUCAAGUACCUCCAUCACCUUCAAAAGAAGUACCCCAACAUAACCAACGUAACCACAAUUGGUCCCUCAUAUGAAAAACGUAAUGUAACCAUGAUAAAAAUCUCCUCUGGAGGUUCCAACAAGCCUACAAUUCUGAUUGAUGGAGGAAUCCAUGCUCGUGAAUGGGUUGCGCCUGCAUCUGUUGUCUACUUCAUCCAUCAACUGGUUGAGAAUCAAACCAAUCACUAUAUGUUUGAAAACAUUGACUGGUACAUCAUCCCAAUGGUCAACCCAGAUGGUUAUGAGUUUUCACGCGCGAGUUUAAACAAUGUUUAUUGGCGCAAAACAAGAAGCAGGAGUAAUUCAACUGAUUGUAUUGGUGUUGAUGCCAAUCGUAACUUUGAUGUGCAUUGGAUGGAAUCUGGGUCCAGUGAUGAUCCCUGUAAGAUAACCUAUGCAGGUCCUGAACCUUUCUCUGAAGUGGAAACUCGUAAUCUAAAAGGUGUUGUGGAGUCUCUGGGGAAUUGUACCAAGUUGUAUUUGACGUUCCAUGCCUUUGGUCCAUUGAUUUUGUAUCCAUGGGGUUACAAUACUGAUUUGCCCAACGAUUGGGCGACGUUGGAUAAGUUGGGAAGAGAUGUUUCUAAGGCUAUAUAUUCUGUUAAGGGGACUAAUUUUACUGUGGGUACUUCGGCAAGAAAAACGUACCCCGCUGCUGGUGGUAGUGAUGAUUGGAUCAAGGCUGUUGGUGGUGUGAAUCUUUCUUAUACUAUUGAAUUACCUCCAGGCGGGUCCAGAGGGUUUAAUCCCCUUACGAGUAAUAUUAGGGGUAUUGCUGAGGAAGCCUUUGAAGGUGUCAGGGUUUAUCAUGCUUAUGUUGAGAAGAAUUUUGAAGGAAACUGUACCAGAAGGAUUUAAAUGCAGAAAAUAAAUUUUAUUUUUGAUGGA